CAGAGUCACGUCCACUCCCCUUAGAAGGUCAACACAAGAACACUCACAGCAAAUCCACUCACUCAGCUGUUCACUCACCCACCCACUCAGCUGUUCACCCACCCACUCACUCACCCACCCACUCACUCACCCACCCACCUACCCACCCACUCACCCACCCACCUACCCACUCACCCACCCACCAUGGCGAUCAUCACCUCCCUCUGCGCCUUCAUCUACCACCUCCCGGCUCUCAGCCGAUGGCUGCUGCGACCUUACUACGCCCUCAGCGCCACCCUCAGCGUCGCCUUCCUCGCCGUGAGGAAGCUUCCGCCGCUCUGCUCAGCCCUGCCUAGCGACAGGGAGGACGGUAAUUCGUGCGACUUCGACUGGAGGGAGAUUGAGAUCCUCAUGUUCCUCAGCGCCAUCGUUAUGAUGAAGAAUCGACGCGCGAUGAACACUGAACAGCACGUGGGUAACGUGUUCAUGUUCAGCAAAGUGGCAAACCUGCUCCUCUUCUUCCGGCUGGAUGUGCGCCUGGGACUCAUUUACCUCGUCGCCUGCCUCGUGUUUGUAGUGACGUGUCGGCCCCCUCUCUACAUGGGCCCCGAGUACAUCAAGUACUUCAGCGAUCGCACGUUGGAGGUGACCACGGCCGCCGCUAGCGCUCCUCACAUGCAACACCACCGCCACGGCUUCUAGAACCUUCCGGAGCCCCCCGAGAUCCCCUCUACACCACGUGGCCCACCCACCACAGCUUCUAGAACCUUCCGGAGCCCCCCGAGAUCCCCUCUACACCACGUGGCCCACCCACCACAGCUUCUAGAACCUUCCGGAGCCCCCCGAGAGCCUCUCUACACCACGUGGCCCAUCCAGUGACACCGCCACGGCUUCUAGAACCUUCCGGAGCCCCCCGAGAUCCCCUCUACACCACGUGGCCCACCCAGUGACACCGCCACGGCUUCUAGAACCUUCCGGA
Messenger RNA from Petromyzon marinus (sea lamprey), 958 nucleotides. NCBI's taxonomy places the organism in Eukaryota, Metazoa, Chordata, Hyperoartia, Petromyzontiformes, Petromyzontidae. The record is from RefSeq and is a predicted model, not a curated record.